AUCAGUUUGAUAUUCAGCGGUGGAAGUUUCAGCAAUAUGAAAUUACAUUUUCUCUUCGUUUUGAUAAUAAGCGCUCUAGUGGGCACUCUAAUGGCUGCUGCACCUAGCGGUCCACCACCAAGUGGUCCUCCACCAAGCGGCCGACCACCAAGAGGCCCACCACCAAGCGGUCGCCCACCACCACCUAAAAACAGCACUUCCAGUUCCGGCUAAUUUAACCACCCCUUCUUUAUCGACAAUGCUUUGGAUAACUGACAAAUCGCAUAGUAGCUCUCCUCAUUACACCUCCAAUUGGAAACAAAUUUUCACUCACUUUUUUUUUUAAGAAAUAUCAACUUGAAAUGCAUUCAAAAAUAAAAUUUAAAAAAUUUAUUUUUUCACAA
This is a messenger RNA of Anastrepha obliqua, 383 nucleotides long. Its product is annotated as basic salivary proline-rich protein 1-like. The transcript is spliced from 3 exons. The record is from RefSeq and is a predicted model, not a curated record. Lineage: Eukaryota; Metazoa; Arthropoda; Insecta; Diptera; Tephritidae. Bases 37 to 213 code for a protein of 58 amino acids.